GUAUAACAUAAGUGCCACAGGCUGAUAGCUUCCAAUCCACGCCGCAUUGAGGCAGUAAUUGCUGUUAUAGGGGCCCAAACCAAGUACUGCGUACAUACAGUAUGCAUGCUUAUACUUUUCAGAGGUCCGAUAUUGUUCUACAGGCUUUUGUCACUGUGAAGAUCACGUACAAUACACGUCACUGCGUUUAUCAGUAAAGGAGAAACAUUAUAAGAAUAUCUGACAAAUUCAGUUGCUGAACAAGACAAUGUCUGACAAGAACCAAACCUUAGAGCUUCCUGAUGCACACGGAGGGUGUCUAGAGGAAAACCCGGGCACUGGGCUUUUAAACGUGAAGGAAGAGGAUGAGACAGAUGACAUGAAUAGUCAUCAGACUGAAAUACAUUGGUCCCUCCCUGCGGGGUGUCUAGAGGAAAACCCGGGCACUGGGCUUUUAAAUAUGAAGGAAGAGGAUGAGACAGAUGACAUGAAUAGUCAUCAGACUGAAAUAAAUUGGUCCCUCCCUGCGGGGUGUCUAGAGGAAAACCCAGGCACUGGGCUUUUAAACGUGAAGGAAGAGGAUGAGACAGAUGACAUGAAUAGUCAUCAGACUGAAAUACAUUGGUCCCUCCCUGCGGAUGGAGAUAAAUCCGAUAUAGUGAAAGUUGAGAAACCAGACCAUCUGUCUGUGAGGCCUCUGCUGGGAGCCCCGGAUAAGCAAACCAAUGACAGUAUCAGCCCAAACGCAGACAACGCUGAUAUAGUGAAAGUUGAGAUAACAGAAGAUCUGUUUACGUGUGAUCAGGUGAAGACCGAGGAGGAUGAUGUUCCUAUAAAUACGUCUGCAGGUGAAAUUACAAACUACAGUAAUCCUAGUGAUAGUGAACAUACAGAUGCUUGUUUCAAUCUUCAAAUCAAAGAAGCCACAUGGGAAAAAUUGUGUUCUGAAUAUGGGGAAUGUGUUACCAGGAAAUCAAAUAUUUCAGGACAUCAGAAAUCUCAUACAAGAGAUGAGAACCAUUUUCGUGUUCUGAAUGUGGGAAAUGUUUUAAUCGGAAAUCAUAUGUUAUAAGACAUCAGAAAACUCAUACAGGAGAGAAAGCAUUUUUAUGUUCUAAUUGUGGAAAUGUUUUGCUGAGAAAGCAAAUCUUAUUAAGCAUGAGAAAAUUCAUACAGGAGAGAAAGCAUUUUCAUGUCCCCAAAUGUGGGAAAUGUUUUACUGAGAAAUCAACUCUUACUAAGCAUCAGAAAAUUCAUACAGGAGAGAGAGAGUUUUUAUGUUCUGAUUGUGGGAAAUGUUUUGCUCAGAAACCACACCUUAUUGCACAUCAGACAAUUCAUACAGGAGAGAAAAUAUUUUCAUGUUAUGAUUGUGGGAAAUGUUUUGCUCGGAAAUCAGUUCUUGAUAAUCAUCUGAAAAUUCAUUCAGGAGAGAAAGCUUUUUCAUGUUCUGAAUGUAGGAAAAGUUUUUCUCGGAAAUCAGUUCUAGUUAAUCAUCAGAAAAUUCAUAAAAAAGAGAGAGAAUUUUUAUGUUCUGAAUGUGGGGAAAGUUUUGCUCAGAAAUCAAUUCUUAUUAAACAUAAAAAAAUUCAUACAGAAGAGAAAGCAUGUGACUGAGCAUCCCUACAUAGGUUUGAACAGCCAAGUGAUCACCUGGUGUAAAUAAAAUGUGCUUAGUAUGGUAGAGUAUGGUAAAGAGCCACUACGUGCAGAUCAUAGUUAUAUAAAUAUACCCAAAGGCUCAUAUACGGUAUAUAUUUUUUAAACAUUUUUAGAUACUGUUAAGUGUAUUAUAGUCAGGGUAUCACUGAGGUUACAGUGUUUGCCUAGCUGGAAUUUAAAUUGACCUGGUGUUUAGGUGGACAGGGCAAGUCCUACUUUAAUAUCAAAAGUGCAAGAGGCUUCCAAAAGCCCUCUUUUCUGGUUAAGAUCACCCCCUAGCUGAAUAAAUGUAUAUUAUAUAGUUUUUAUUUUGAUUUCCAAUGCUAAAAAACUGAAUUAUUCUCUAUUUCUGUUUAUUUUAGUAAGGUUACUUAGUGCAAUUAUAGAUCCAUAAAUGUUUUGACUAUAUUUGUUUAUCUAAAUUGUAAUAAAAAAAAAAAAAAAUUCUCA
Molecule: messenger RNA, 2091 nt
Organism: Bombina bombina (fire-bellied toad)
Lineage: Eukaryota; Metazoa; Chordata; Amphibia; Anura; Bombinatoridae
Exons: 8
Coding region: 248-1051 (267 amino acids)
Source: RefSeq, a predicted model, not a curated record